AUGCACGUUCCUGAUAGCCAUAAGUUCUUGCUACAACCUAUAGAUGGAAACCUAACAGCACCAAGUCAUCCUUCAAAAUGGAAGUGCGACGGAAGUAACUGCCGUCAAUGGAUAGGAUUUGUUGAGAUCAAUGGUCUCUACAUUUAUGGCUCUGGUACUAUUAAUGCCCAGGGUACCAAAUGGUGGGGUUCCUCCAAUGUCAAUCACAAUAGAAAGUACCAUGGGUCAAAACCAACGGGGUUCGUAAUAGCACAUUCCAACCAUGUGCAUAUAAGUGACCUAACCUUCAUAGACAGCCCUCAAAUGCACAUGGCGUUGGAAAGGUCGACAUGGGUGUAUGUUUAUAAUCUCACCAUCAUUGCCCCCGGCGAUAGCCCAAAUACUGAUGGCAUACACAUUCAACAUUCCACACACGUCUUCAUAAGCCAAACUCACAUUGGGACUGGUGAUGACUGUAUUUCCAUCGGAGAUGGUUCAUCAUAUCUCAACAUUAGCAUGAUCACAUGUGGACCAGGUCAUGGCAUAAGUAUUGGAAGUUUAGGUAUAAGAGGGCAAUAUGAGACAGUAGAGAAUGUCUAUGUAAGCAAUGUGGAAUUCAGAGGAACUUCAAAUGGAGCAAGAAUCAAAACAUGGCAGAAAUCAGCCGUGCAAAUUAGCAAUAUCAAAUACAGUUAUAUUUACUGGACGUUGGAGGAAGACACAGCGAUAUACUUUGCAUGCAGAUUGAACUAUGGGUGUUGCAUUCAAGUGGAUCAGUCUACAGUUGCUGUUAGGGAGCAUUUUGGGAAGUUUGAUGAUGUGCUUGAGCCAGGGUGUCACUGCGUACCGUGGUAUUUUGGGUACAAGUUAGCUGGGAAAUUAUCAUUACGUCUUCAACAGCUUGAUGUUUGCUGUGAAACAAAAACUAAGGAUAAUGUCUUUGUCAAUGUGGUUGCAUCUAUUCAAUACCGUGCUUUGUCAGGAAAAGGACCUGAUGCUUUCUAUAAGCUUUCCAACACCAAAGAGCAAAUCCAAGCCUAUGUUUUUGAUGUUAUUAGGGCAAGUGCACCAAAGUUGGACUUGGACUCUGCUUUUGAACAGAAGAAUGAUAUAGCAAAAGCUGUGGAGGAAGAACUUGAAAAGGCCAUGUCUGCCUGUGGGUUUGAAAUAGUCCAGACUCUUAUUGUGGAUAUUGAACCAGAUAUUCAUGUGAAGAGGGCGAUGAAUGAAAUAAAUGCAGCUGCUAGAAUGAGGGUUGCAGCAAAUGAGAAGGCUGAAGCAGAGAAAAUAUUGCAGAUCAAGCGAGCCGAGGGGGAGGCUGAAUCUAAAUACCUUUCAGGGCUCGGUAUUCCCAGGCAGCGCCAAGCUAUUGUAGAUGGAUUGAGGGACAGCGUGCUUGCUUUUUCUGAGAAUGUGCCUGGAACAACUGCCAAGGAUAUCAUGGACAUGGUGCUUGUGACGCAAUACUUCGACACCAUGAAGGAAAUUGGUUCCAACUCAAAGUCCUCAGCAGUUUUCAUCCCACAUGGGCCUGGUGCAGUAAAAGAUGUCGCCUCGCAGAUCCGCGAGGGUCUUCUUCAAGCUGACAGUGUUCAGCAUUAGUUUAUGAGCUAAAAUGUUAAUAUAGGAAAUCAUCAUAUCUGUCUUCAAUUUUCUAGUCGUUGAUUAAAUGAUAUAGAACUAUGGAGUACGAUCAUAUAUGCUGCAAAUAUGGGUUUAGUAAUGCAUAGGAAAGUUUUUUUUUCUUUUGAUAA
Messenger RNA from Camellia sinensis, 1733 nucleotides. RefSeq names its product putative polygalacturonase At2g43860. Gene Ontology annotation, biological process: carbohydrate metabolic process. The record is from RefSeq and is a predicted model, not a curated record. NCBI's taxonomy places the organism in Eukaryota, Viridiplantae, Streptophyta, Magnoliopsida, Ericales, Theaceae. Gene Ontology annotation, molecular function: polygalacturonase activity.